This is a messenger RNA of Cantharellus anzutake, 595 nucleotides long. Its product is annotated as NAC domain-containing protein. NCBI's taxonomy places the organism in Eukaryota, Fungi, Basidiomycota, Agaricomycetes, Cantharellales, Hydnaceae. Gene Ontology annotation, cellular component: nascent polypeptide-associated complex; cytoplasm. The record is from RefSeq and is a predicted model, not a curated record. Gene Ontology annotation, biological process: protein targeting to membrane. The transcript is spliced from 3 exons. Bases 1 to 564 code for a protein of 187 amino acids.
AUGCCUACUAUUGAAGAAGUUCACUCCGACCACGACGACGUUGCUCUUGGAUCUGACAAUGAACUUGGAGCACUUGACAAGAUUCAGUCCCGCUCCGAACGCAAAGCGCGCAAGGCGCUCGCAGGGCUUGGACUGAAAAAAGUGUCGGGCAUUACUCGGGUGACUCUGCGACGCCCAAAAGGCCUCUUGUUCGUCAUUGCGUCCCCAGAAGUUUACAAAAACCCCACAGGCGAUUGCUAUAUUGUUUUCGGGGAGGCUAAGGGCGAGGACCCAAGUGCGCUGGCACACGCCGCUGCCACUCAACAGCGAGUUCCUGCCGCCAACGAGAAGCAUCACGACCACGCUCAUGACCACUCGCACGAUCAUGACGAUGACUCAAAAGAUGAGCCACCACCUUUGGAGGAGCUAGAUGAUGAUGAUUCUGACGAGAUCGAUGAGACUGGGGUGGACUCAAAUGAUGUUGAGGAAGUGAUGAAGCAAGUGAGCUGCAGCCGUGCGAAGGCUGUUAAGGUUCUAAAAGAGAAGGAUGGGGAUGUAAUCUCUGCUAUAAUGGCUGCUACAUAGUAACUACCUCUCAAUCCUUGUACUAUGCUCC